UGCACAUAAUAUCAGUAUUAUUCGAUCAUUCUAUUCGACAGCCGAUGAAAGCAUCUUUCAAUAUGAAAAUCUUACUUCUAUUCUGCCUGGUAUCGACCGGUGCUCUGGUACUUGCUAAACCACUCGGAACUUUUGAUGUGGUCCAACCAACCGGUUAUUCAGAUACCGUUGGCGAUGUAGUAGCUUCAGGUUCCGAUUUGAGUAAACCAGCAGAAGUGGACGUGGAAGUUGAUGGAGCACACGAGGAUGCGCAAAGUGACGAGGAAGAUCAAGUCCCAGAGGAUGAAGAUUCCAAUCAAAAUGAAGAUGCAGAUGACAUGGAUAUCGAUGCCGAUGAAGCUUCGGAGGAUUCUGAUGAAGAUAGCAUCGAGGAUUCGGAAAACGAACUCGAAGAUUACCUUCCACGGGAUGCACAAUUACCACAAAAUUCGGAGGAAUUGCAUGAUCAACAUCCUGAGGAAGAACAUUCAGACAAUGAGAGCGAACAAAAUCAUGAUGUUCGACAAUACGGAGAAGACCAACCAUCACCGUCAUAUUACAGCAAGGAAGAACGUGAUCAGUACAGAGAUGAUUCGCAACAGCAUCAUGGAGAUAAUGGAGAAAUCGAAGACCACGACGAACUUGAACAACGUCCUCCACAAAAUCCAGGACAAGAACACCAUGGAGAACGUCCUCCUCAGGAAUCACAAAACCAUCAACAAAAUCAUCAUGGACAACGUCCUCCUCGGGAUUCACAGAAUCCCGGACAAGAUCAUCAUGCACAAGGACCUUCUCAGGAGGCACAAAACGCAGGACAUCGUCCUCUUCAAGAAUCACAAAACCCAGGACAAGAUCAUCAUGGACAACGCCCUCCUAUGGAACCCCAGAACCCAGGACAAGUUCAUCAUGGGCAAGGACCAUCUCAUGAAUCACAGAACGCAGGACAAGUUCAUCAUGGACAAGGUCCUUCUCACGAAUCACAUAACUCAUUACCAUAUCAUAAUGGACAACGUCCUCACCAAGGCUCACAAAACCCAGAACAAGGACACCAUGGGCAACGUCCUCCUCAUGAAUCACAAAACUCAGGACAUGAUCAACAUGGUCAACGUCAUCCUCAGGAACAACACAAUCCCGGACAAGAUAAUGAACAAGAACAUGGAGCUCCACAAGAAGCUGGAUCAGAUCUACGAGUUGUCAACAUCAGUAUCAAUGUCAGGCAAUGAAAUCUGGUAAUGGAAGAAAAUCAGUUUGAAUUGUCUGUUUCCGGUCAUGAAUGAAUAAAAUAAUGCGAACCAAAUGAAA
Aedes aegypti (yellow fever mosquito) is the source of this 1281-nucleotide messenger RNA. RefSeq lists its product as uncharacterized. The transcript is spliced from 2 exons. The coding region runs from base 232 to 1212 and encodes 326 amino acids. The record is from RefSeq and is a predicted model, not a curated record. NCBI's taxonomy places the organism in Eukaryota, Metazoa, Arthropoda, Insecta, Diptera, Culicidae.